Alosa sapidissima (American shad) is the source of this 3275-nucleotide messenger RNA. Its product is annotated as zinc finger protein 319. The coding region runs from base 614 to 2404 and encodes 596 amino acids. The record is from RefSeq and is a predicted model, not a curated record. The transcript has 2 exons. Lineage: Eukaryota; Metazoa; Chordata; Actinopteri; Clupeiformes; Clupeidae.
UCCACCUAGACAUUCCUGCAACUGACGAAACAAUGUAUCUAGCUUGCUGUGCAGCGAAUGAAAAAAAUGACGUAUAUGGCUGUUUUUUUGGCUAUACAGUGCAGUUGUGUCCAUAGUUCGCCUCAUCAGUUUGCUUUCGAGAAACCAAUCUUAAUACUUGUAGGCUAAUUGGUCAAGCUUCAGUAACCUGGUCACAUAAUAACAUCAAAAACAGACAAGCGUCUUGUAUUUGAAUGAAAUUUAGCGGUUAUGCCAGCACCCUAGGUUUGUCUCGACAUUGGUUAACAUUAGCACACCAACGUUAUGAUUUGUUUCUUCGUGAAACGUAUUCGAGCGAAUGCAUGGCGAAAAGGUGACACUAUUGUUUGUCUUAAGAUGAAAAUAUGCCACUGAGCAUGAAGGGUUGCCGCUUUUAGAACCAGGGGUUUUGCCUGUAAAGAAGGACACAACCUGCACUAGUGGAACAUCUUGUUCCUAACAUUAAUUACACAUGGUGUUGGUGUACCAAAAAUAAAACAGGUGGCUUUGACACCACAGUGCACUUGGACAGUCACACUUUAGGUUGCUCUGCUGGUGGCCUGGUCCUCACUCUCCCCCAUCAGGGACAACUUUCAUGAUCCACGGUCCACCUCUCUCAUCUUCAAAACUGAAUCCAUACGUGCGCAGCGGCAGGAUGUCGGAGGCCUGGCAGCAGCACGCUGUAGUGCCUCCCCCAGUGGUGCACACUCUCCCCCACGGGGCAGAGAACCCGCUGGGGAGCGCCGUCUACGGGAUAGUCCUGCAGCCAGACCCUACCCUGGCACCGCCUCCGCACAGCCAACACUCCCAGCCACACCCGGUGCCAGCCCAGCAGCCCUCCCUGCAGGUGGGCAGCGAGGGCAGCCACAAGUGUGGCGCCUGCGGGCACGACAUCUCGCACCUGGCCAACCCGCACGAGCACCAGUGCAUGGUGAAUCAGGAUCGCUCCUUCCAGUGCACCCAGUGCAUGAAGAUCUUCCAGCAGGCUACCGAUCUCCUGGAGCACCAGUGUGUUCAGGUGGAGCAGAAGCCGUUUGUGUGUGGCGUGUGCAAGAUGGGGUUCUCGCUGCUCACCUCGCUGGCGCAGCACCACACGGAACACACCGGGAGCAACCCCAUGAAGUGCUCCAUCUGUGAGAAGACGUACCGCCCAGGCUCCUCAGGGAACCCCGGUUCCUCGUCCUCCGCCAACACCGGUGAAGGAUCGUCCACCUCCACAUAUGACGGCUCCACUCCUCACCGACCUUACAAAUGCUCCGUGUGCCACAAGAGCUUCCGUCACCUGUCUGAACUUUCACGCCAUGAGCGCGUGCACACGGGCGAGAAGCCCUUCAAGUGCACCAUUUGCGACAAGAGCUUCAGCCAGGCCUCCCACCUGCAGCACCACCAGCGCACGCACAGCUCCGAGCGGCCCUACAAGUGUGCCGUGUGCGAGAAGACCUUCAAGCACCGCUCCCACCUGGUGCGUCACAUGUAUUCCCACUCCGGUGAGCACCUGUUCAAGUGCAACCUGUGCGAGAUGCACUUCAAGGAGUCGUCCGAGCUGCUGCACCACCAAUGCCAGCCUGCCGGGGACCGCCCGUUCCGCUGCAGCUCGUGUGACAAGGGCUUCAAGCGCCAGUCUGAUCUGCGCCAGCACGAGCGCACCCACUCGGAGGACCGGCCGUUUCAGUGUGAGGAGUGUCAGAUGAGCUUCAAGCAGCAGUACGCCCUGGUCCGUCACCGCCGCACGCACAAGAACCCCGCCGACCGGCCGUUCAAGUGCAACCUCUGCGACAAGGGCUUCCUGCAGCCGUCCCACCUGCUCUACCACCAGCACGUGCACGGCAUCGAGAGCCUGUUCAAGUGCGCCGCCUGUCAGAAGGGCUUCAGCCAGUCGGGCGAGUUGCUGAAGCACAAGUGUGGCGCGGCUGCCUCGUCGUCUGAGAAGCCCUACAAGUGCGACGUGUGCGGCAAAGGCUACAAGAAGUCCUCGACGCUGCAGCGCCACCAGAACAACGCGCACUGCACGGAGAAGCCGCUCAAGUGCUCGCUCUGCGAUCGCCGCUUCGUGUCGUCCUCGGAGUUCGUGCAGCACCACUGCGACCCGGCCCGCGAAAAGCCGCUCAAGUGCUCCGACUGCGAGAAGCGCUUCAAGUACUCCUCGGAGAUGCAGCGUCACAGGCGGGUCCACACAGGCGAGAAGCCCUUCAAAUGCCCGACCUGCGACAAGGGCUUCAAGCAGCGUGAGCACCUGGCCAAGCACGGCAGCGUCCACUCCAGAGAGGCCCAGUUCAAAUGCGUGUGGUGUGGUGAGCGCUUCGGAGACCUGUGCGCACUCCAGGAGCACACUGUCCAGCACACUGCGGAAGGUGGGGGCUACCCUGUGGCCCCCUGCAUACAGUAACGGCUGCAUACACUGGUCUUCGAAUAAAUGAACCCAUAAACUUACGUAGCACCUUUACUUCCUUGAUAGUUAGAAUUACAGUGUUACAUCGGCCAUGUAUUCACACACUGCCUCAUUAUACGAUAUUCUUGUCUUAUGCACUUCUAACAGGCCAACUUUUAUGCCUGCCUCCUCCUUUUUGGUUGUUUCUUCACAAAGGAAAUAUCUUAAGCACAAACUGUAAGACUUUGUUGGAAUUGCAGAAAAUCAUUUCUCAUACUGUGCUGUCAGUGUGACAGCCAUACUAUCUAAUCUCCUGUGACAUGUGCAGUACUUCUUGGCCUCUUAUCCAAAUUCUGAAGGUUGAACAUAUGGGCACAGGAAUCUUCAAGUGCCAUGAACACAGAAAGCACUUAUGUAUUUUAUCGUAUUCAUCAUAUAUUGUUGACUUAUUUUUUACCUGUGAACAAUGACAUCAGUGUCCUUUCAUUGUGAUACAAGUGAAGAUGCGUUUAUUUCAUGUAACCUAUCCAGUGCUAUGAUGCUAUCCCCAAAACCAAUGGAUAUCUUUGCACGAAUGUACAAUACAUGUAUGAAGAGGUGUCCUCACCUGAUCAUUGAUACUAGUCUAAAGGCAAAAGACAUUCAUCCAAAAAUGCCUGUAAAUUGUUCAUGUUGCUUAAGGAAGUGCUUAAAUGUAUUCCAUCACCAAGUAUUGUUAAAUAUGAUACUUAGUACUGACUCACUUAGUACUGACUCAGCAGUUUGUCCCUUCAACAGUUUUUGCUGUUUCACUUAUUGGACCACAUAUAGGUAUGUUUGACACCUUGUACCUGUUGAAUUUUGAGAAGGGAUUAUUUGUGGCAAAUUUGAAGCCACUUGGACAAACCAA